Molecule: messenger RNA, 2106 nt
Organism: Rhinichthys klamathensis goyatoka
Lineage: Eukaryota; Metazoa; Chordata; Actinopteri; Cypriniformes; Leuciscidae
Exons: 4
Coding region: 1-2070 (689 amino acids)
Molecular function (GO): oxidoreductase activity, acting on metal ions
Source: RefSeq, a predicted model, not a curated record
AUGAAGAUGAAGAUGAUGAUGAUGAUGAUGAUGAAGGCAGUGUUGGCUGGGUGUGUGAUUAUCUGUGUGUUUUCCGGCCGCGGUGUGUGUUUCUCUCGUGGAGCGAGUGUCUCAUCGUGUGUGAACAUGAAGCCCGGACACAUCAGCUCCUUUCCACAACACACACGCACACACUCCUCCGUCACCAUACACACCAGCCGAUCAGUGUACCUGCCACAACACACACUCACAGUAACGGUUCAGAGCUCGCGGGCGUUUAUGGGGUUUCUGAUGCAGGCUCGCUCUGUUCUGGAGGACCGGGUCGUCGGGGGCAAGUUCACACUCCACCCGCCCAGCACACACACACUGUCCUGCCUCGGCACGGACGACACCGUCACACACUCAGACAAAACGCUCAAGAGGAACUUGUCCUUCAGCUGGAGGGCCCCGACACAACCCAGCGGAGACCUGCGCUUUUACAUCACGCUGGUUCAGUCCUAUUUUGUGUCCUGGUCGCGAAUCAGAUCACCAGUGGUGCAUGAUGGGACACGUAGUUCGCAGAUCACUGACAGAGUAACAAGUCAGCCGACAGGCUCAAUACCGGAACAAACAGGCAAACACACAUCCCUGUCUAAAUACACAACCACAUCUACCAACACACUCUCACACACAACCCCUUCUGUUAAUACUCACACAAACACACAAUUAGUAAACGACACUCAAACAUCUCUAUUCUCGUUUAGACACACAUCUACACACACUAACACAUAUGCACCAUAUAACACAAACACCAACACAAUCUCAACAUAUAGCACACACACAACCCCUUCUGUUAAUACACACACAAACACACAAUCACUAAACAUCACUCAAACAUCUCUAUCCUCGUAUAAACACACAUCUACACGAACUUUCCCAAGAACAUCUACAUCUCACAGCUCUACAAACGCUAAAAUAGACACAAACACACACAAAACUACACAAACACACACUGUCCCAAAUAUACUAUCACAGACCCACAGUGCAGAUACACAUGCAUCCAUACAACAAACACACACUGUCCCGAAUCUACUAUCACAGACCCACACCCCAGAUACACAUGCAUCCAUGCAACAAACACACACUGUCCCGAAUAUACUAUCACAGACCCACACCCCAGAUACACAUGCAUCCAUGCAACAAACACACACUGUCCCGAAUAUACUAUCACAGACCCACAGUGCAGAUACACAUGCAUCCAUGCAACAAACACACACUGUCCCGAAUAUACUAUCACAGACCCACAGCGCAGAUACACAUGCAUCCAUGCAACAAACACACACUGUCCCGAAUAUACUAUCACAGACCCACAGCGCAGAUACACAUGCAUCCAUACAACAAACACACACUGUCCCGAAUAUACUACCACAGACCCACAGCGCAGAUACACAUGCAUCCAUACAACAAACACACACUGUCCCGAAUAUACUAUCACAGACCCACAGCACAGAUACACAUGCAUCCAUGCAACAAACACACACUGUCCCGAAUAUACUAUCACAGACCCACACCCCAGAUACACAGGCAUCCAUACAACAAACACACACAUAUACGCCUUCCGUACACACUCACAACACACAGAUCUUCACAGCAUCACUUCAUCCCGAAGCUCUCCGUCGAUCCCUCUCCAAUUUUUUCCCAUCCUGGGAGCCAACAGAGGGCGCCGUCUCUCUGACCCCUCGCAAGAAAGACACUUCAGAUCUGUUUAGAGAUGUUCUCAAACCCCCCAAACACACUAAAAACACGCCUGGAGUCCCGGAGAGAGGGAAUGAGACACCGGAGCACAUUCCCGGGAAGAGCACAUCCGAACUGGGCCUGUUACUGGGCCUGUCAGGCGCACUGGGAAUGGCCGUGGCCGUGGGUCUCCGGUACCUUCAGAGAAAACACUGCCGCAAGCGAACCGCCGUGUCGCUCAACGACUGUAACCAUGAAGACCGAGGCAUCAUCCACGUUCAGGAGUGUGGAGACCUGGUGCAGGUGCGCAAAAUACGCCAAAACAGCUUCCUCGUGCUCCAGGCCGAGUACAACCUCAUAACACCGUCCGGAAACUGAACAGGCAUAGGCUACUAAAUACUGUCUCUUAUUCCC